GCAAUUCAGGACCCAUUAAACUUGGAUGUCUUGCGAUCAAUUCAACGACAUCUCUCAAAACGUAACCCUCCUACUUCGACUCAGAACGACAUAAGCUCUAGUGUAACCAUAAACCAUGGCGCCGAAGAAAUCAGCAGCUGCUCAUAACGUGGCAGCGCCUGCGACUCCGGCAUCUAUGAGCGCUACCACUGCUAACACCAGUGUCGCCAAGACCUCGACUAACAGUUCGAACGGUGUCUUUUGGAAUAUCUGGGAACACUACGUGGAGAAGACGCCGCAACGAACGAAGCUAAUCGAUGUAUUUAUGGCAUUCUUGGUGAUCGUGGGCAUCUUACAGUUUGUGUAUUGUGUGUUAGCCGGCAACUACCCCUUCAACGCUUUUCUCUCGGGUUUCUCUGCAACCGUCGGUCAAUUCGUCCUUACCGCAUCUCUGCGCAUCCAAACCACAGAAGGAAACAAGUCCGAAUUCCCUUCAGUGUCACCUGAGCGAGCAUUCGCGGACUACGUGAUCGGAAGCCUGAUUCUCCACUUCUUCUGUGUCAACUUCAUAAACUAAGCAACGGCGCAGGGAGCAUACCGAGGAUGGCAAGAGUGUGGAAACUGAGUUUUCGCUGGACCCGGCAAUGAGACGGGCAAUCGCUGUAUUACAACCAAAAAUGGGCACAACUGGGUAAAACAAGCAAAAGGAAGAUAAAAGCAGUGCAUUU
This is a messenger RNA of Annulohypoxylon truncatum, 707 nucleotides long. Its product is annotated as defender against death DAD protein. The transcript is spliced from 4 exons. The record is from RefSeq and is a predicted model, not a curated record. Bases 116 to 556 code for a protein of 146 amino acids. NCBI's taxonomy places the organism in Eukaryota, Fungi, Ascomycota, Sordariomycetes, Xylariales, Hypoxylaceae. Gene Ontology annotation, cellular component: oligosaccharyltransferase complex; membrane. Gene Ontology annotation, biological process: protein N-linked glycosylation.